AUGUCGACCGAAAAUGAAGAUCACAUGGAGUCUAGUUCAAGCGAGGGUGAUGAAGAUAUGGAAGGUGUUGAUGAAGGAAGUAAUGCAGAAGACGAGGCCCCAAAAACGUAUUUACCUGGGCAACCUUUACAAGAGGACGAGCAGCUAGUUUGCGAUCAGUCAGCAUAUGUUAUGCUUCACCAGGCACAAACAGGUGCUCCAUGUCUCAGUUUUGACAUUAUACCAGACAAUCUUGGAAGUGAUAGAAAUCAAUUCCCUAUGACUGCAUACUUAGUUGCCGGCACCCAAGCAUCCAGUGCACAUUUAAAUAAUUUACUGGUAAUUAAAAUGUCAAACUUGCACCCUACAUCAAAGUCAGCAGACAAUGAUUCUGACAGUGACAAUGAUGAUGAUGAUGAUGAAGAUGAAGAGGAUUUAGACAAAAAGCCAGAAAUGACAUUCUCAUUCAUCAAACAUCAGGGGUGUGUCAAUAGAAUAAGGACUACUAAUUAUAAAAAUUCAGUUUUGGCUGCCAGUUGGUCAGAAUUAGGCAGAGUGGAUAUAUGGAAUAUAACACAGCAAUUACAAGCUGUAGAUGAUCCUCUUGUUUUGGAAAGAUAUAAUUUAGAUACAGUAACAAAUCCAGUUAAACCACUUUUUUCUUUCAAUGGUCAUCAACAAGAAGGUUUUGGAAUAGAUUGGUGUCCUACAGAACUGGGUGUGCUUGCUACUGGAGAUUGUAAAAAGGAUAUACAUAUAUGGAAGCCAAAUCAAGCAGGUACUUGGGAUGUAGAUCAACGUCCACUGGUGGGACAUACUAGCUCUAUAGAGGAUAUACAGUGGUCACCCAAUGAAAGAAAUGUUUUGGCUACGUGUUCUGUUGACAAAACUAUAAGGAUUUGGGAUACAAGAGCUGCUCCGCACAAAGCAUGUAUGUUAACAUGUGAAAAUGCUCAUCAAAGUGAUGUCAAUGUUAUAACUUGGAAUAAUAAAGAACCAUUUAUUGCUAGCGGUGGUGAUGAUGGUUUCAUACAUAUUUGGGAUUUAAGACAAUUCACAAAUAAUACACCAGUAGGUACAUUCAAGCAUCACACAGGACCUGUCACUUCUGUGGAAUGGCACUGGUCAGAGCCUAGUGUCCUAGCUUCAGCUGGUGAAGAUAAUCAAGUGGCUUUGUGGGAUUUGGCAGUUGAACGAGAUGAUGAUGAAAUUAUUGAUGAAGAACUGAAAAAUCUACCACCACAACUGCUUUUUAUACAUCAAGGUCAAACUGAUAUCAAAGAAUUGCACUGGCAUAAACAAAUCCCAGGAGUCAUAGUAACAACUGCCCACACUGGGUUCAAUAUAUUUAAAACAAUUAGUGUUUAG
This is a messenger RNA of Chilo suppressalis (striped riceborer), 1347 nucleotides long. NCBI's taxonomy places the organism in Eukaryota, Metazoa, Arthropoda, Insecta, Lepidoptera, Crambidae. The record is from the annotation of a GenBank genome assembly.